Ilex paraguariensis (yerba mate) is the source of this 738-nucleotide messenger RNA. Lineage: Eukaryota; Viridiplantae; Streptophyta; Magnoliopsida; Aquifoliales; Aquifoliaceae. The record is from the annotation of a GenBank genome assembly.
AUGGUGUCGCAGACCAUUGGUCUGUUGAAGGAUGAGCUUCCGGUGGAGCAGGAGACUCUGCUUUUUUCUGGCGACGUUAAGACCGGUCUCGUGCUCGUCGACAUCGUUAAUGGCUUCUGUACCGUCGGCGCUGGCAAUUUGGCUCCAAGAGUGCCCGACGAACAAAUUUCUGGAAUGGUUGAUGAGUCAGUGAAGCUUGCCAGAGUUUUCUGUGAUAACAAGUGGCCUAUUUUUGCUUUCCUUGAUUCUCAUCAUCCAGAUAUCCCUGAGCCCCCGUAUCCUCCUCACUGUAUAGCUGGAACCGAUGAAUCAAAAUUGGUGCCAGAUCUUCAAUGGUUGGAAAAUGAACCAAAUGUAACACUUAGGUGCAAGGAUUGCAUCGAUGGUUUUCUUGGUUCACUUGAGAAAGAUGGCUCCAAUGUCUUUGUGGAUUGGGUGAAAACAAACAAAAUCAAAGUUGUGUUAGUUGUAGGGAUAUGCACGGACGUAUGCGUGCUAGAUUUUGUGUGUUCUGCACUCUCAGCAAGAAAUCGUGGUUUUCUCACGCCUCUGGAGGAUGUGGUUGUGUAUUCCCGAGGAUGUGCUACUUUUGAUCUUCCAGUUGACGUUGCCAGAGGCAUCAAAGGUGCUUUAGCUCAUCCACAGGAUCUAAUGCAUCAUAUAGGCCUUUACAUGGCCAAAGGAAGGGGAGCCAAGGUGGUGUCAGAAGUGUUCUUCGGUACACCAAAAGAGCCAUGA